UUUGUUCUUGAAAAGAUUGAGGAAGAGAAUUAAAUGGCAGAGGCUGUGGUAUUCAAGUUGGUGGAGGAUAUUUCUUCGGUCUUGGCUUCCCAAGCUGUGGAGCAAGCUAAGUCAAGGAUUGCACCAUUGAUGGAGGUAAAAGACAAGAUGAGUGAACUAAAGGGAGAGUUUGCAGUAAUGCAAGGCUUUCUUAGAGAUGUGGAUAAGAAGAAGCACAAAAGUGAGGCAACAGAAGCUUGGGUGGAACAAGUAAGGGACAUCAGCUACCUUGUAGAGGACAUCCUUGAUGAGUACACUCGCCUCAUCCAAAUGAGGCAAGCAAAGGAUGGUUUUUGGGGUUCUUGCAUCUACAAGAUCUUUCAUGAUGUCACAAACAUUAAUGCUUGGCUCAACAUCACUUCUCAGUUGGCCAAAGUUGAUAAACCCCUUCAACAAAAUCUCCUUCAUAUGAAAAAUCUUUAUGGCAUUGAUGUAGGAGUAGGAAGUGGCCAACAAAGUAUUGAUCAUGAGAGGCAAAAGUUUCAGUAUCUUGCGGAGAAGGCUCAUUUCAUUGAAGAAGAAGAAAUUGUUGGCAUUGAUAAAUAUAUCGAGAUAUUGAUGGAAUAUUUGAAGGAUGAUAAUAGAGAAAUGCUGCAACGUAGCAUGAUCUCAGUUUGUGGUAUGGGUGGUGUUGGUAAAACCACACUUGUUGCUCGUGUUUACAAAAAAGUUAAGUAUGCAUUUGAUUGUUAUGCAUGGAUUACUGUUUCAUCUCAGAGCCCUGACGUGGAUGAUUUGCUGAAGAAAAUUUUAAUAGGACUAUACUCAGAAAAGAAGGAAGAUGUUCCGUGCAACAUCAGCACAAUGCACUACAAGAGUUUAAUGGAGAAACUCCACGAUUAUCUUAAAGAUAGGAAGUAUGUAAUUGUGUUAGAUGAUCUAUGGCAAAGGGAUGAUUGGGAUAAGAUAAAACAAGUGUUUAUAGACAGUAAGAAUGGGAGUAGAAUAGUUAUCACAACAAGAAAACAUGAUGUUGCUCUACUUGCUAAUGAAGUUUUGGAAAUUGAGACACUUGGAGAUGAUGCUGCAUGGAGUCUUUUUUGUAAGAAAGCAUUUUGCAUGGAUCCUGAUAGAAGAUGUCCAAAGGAGUUGAAGCAUUGGGCUCGAAGGAUUACAGAUAAGUGCAACGGUUUACCACUCGCUAUAGUAACAACAGGCGGUUUUUUAUCAUUGAAAGAAAAGCGUGAAGUAAUAUGGAAGGAGAUUUACCAGAACCUAACCUUAGAGAUCACUGAAAAUAAAGAGUUUGAACAAAUAUUGUGUAUUUUGAAUUUGAGCUUUAUUGAUUUACCUCCUUAUCUUGUUAAUUGCUUCUUGUAUUGUGGAUUAUUCCCAGAAGAUUAUGAUAUAAAACGAAGCACUUUAGUGAGGCUUUGGGUAGCUGAAGGCUUUGCAAAAGAAUGGGGAACAAAGACAAUGGAGGAGGUUGCUGAGGAUUACUUCAACCAGCUUGUUCACAGAAGCAUGAUCCAAGUUGCCAAGCAGACUCCAUCAGGAAAAAUUAUUUCAUAUAAAGUGCAUGAUCUUGUUCGAGAUUUGAUUUUAUCAAAGUAUAAAAAGAGUAAAUUCUGCAUUUUGAUCCAUGGAGACAACAUCCCACAAGGUAUUCCAGUAAGUGAAAGAUACCGUCAUUUGUCAUUUGGUAAAUGCACAAGUAACUUAAACCUGAAGAUUGAAAACUUUCGGCAUUUACGAUCCCUCUUAGCAUUUGAUAAGAUGCCUACCACAAUUUUCCAAUUCAGUAGUUUGAAACUGUUGAGAGUCCUAGUUCUUCAAAAUUCUCAGAUUAAGAGGUUGCCGCAUGAAGUGUUUAAUCUCUCCUGUCUAAGAUAUUUUAGUUUGAGAGGUUGCAAUCAGAUUGAAAAACUACCAAAUGCAUUAGGCAUGCUAAGAAAUCUUCAAACUCUUGAUGUUCGAGGAACAGGGCUAGUUAAACUUCCAAAUGCAAUAGUGAGAUUGAAAGAUUUGAAGCAUCUCCUUACAGACUUCAUUCCCCUGCCGCAUGGUUUAUCAAAACUGACUGCAUUACAAACUUUGGAAGAUUUCCAAGCAAAUGAGGAGAUUAUUGAUGAAGUUUUGGAUGCUUGGAAGAAAUGA
Dioscorea cayenensis subsp. rotundata (Guinea yam) is the source of this 2136-nucleotide messenger RNA. Its product is annotated as disease resistance protein RPM1-like. The transcript has 2 exons. Gene Ontology annotation, molecular function: ADP binding. The coding region runs from base 34 to 2136 and encodes 700 amino acids. Lineage: Eukaryota; Viridiplantae; Streptophyta; Magnoliopsida; Dioscoreales; Dioscoreaceae. Gene Ontology annotation, biological process: defense response to other organism. The record is from RefSeq and is a predicted model, not a curated record.